Molecule: messenger RNA, 2228 nt
Organism: Dreissena polymorpha
Lineage: Eukaryota; Metazoa; Mollusca; Bivalvia; Myida; Dreissenidae
Product: adhesion G protein-coupled receptor L3-like
Exons: 14
Coding region: 360-1517 (385 amino acids)
Biological process (GO): cell surface receptor signaling pathway; adenylate cyclase-activating G protein-coupled receptor signaling pathway
Cellular component (GO): membrane
Molecular function (GO): G protein-coupled receptor activity
Source: RefSeq, a predicted model, not a curated record
ACGUGACAACGCUCGAGGUUCUCGAAGUUUUAUCAGGCGUCGCUAACGUUACAGAAAAUGAAAGUAAUCACAACUCGUCCGAGGUUCUCACGAACGCUGAAAUAGCAGUAUUAACAAAUGCUUUGGACCUUAUUGCAAAUCUUGUCCUCAGCAAUACAAGUCUAGCUACGAAAGAUGUUGCUGAGUCAUUUCUGCAGUCGACCAGUAAUAUCAUAGGUGUUGUCAUAGAAAAGGAAACCAAAGGCACGUUGUUGCCACUGAAACAAGCGAAUGAGAACACAAGUGAAACGUUGUUUUCUUCAAUCGACAACAUUGGAUCGGCCUUACGUAAAAGGAUAGCAUAUGGAGAAAUCGAAAAAAUGGUAGUUGUUACUAAGAAUAUUGCUUUCGAGGUAAAGAAAGUAGUCGAAGGUUACUUGUCAUUCCCCGAAAAUUAUUUUCAAAACUACACGAACAAUGACACUACAUGGAUUCUUCAAUCAAAGAGUGGAAUAUUCUUAAACACAAGCAAAUUAGGUGAUGUUGUUGCAACGAUAGUGAUCUACAAAAAUUUAACAGAUGUUAUAUCUGCUAGAUCUAAAUUCAAUCGCUCAUCGAAUGAUGACGACGUAGUGAACGGCCCUGUCAUGUCAUGUUCGAUUUCAAAUGUGUCGUCCAGAUUGGCCUCACCAAUUAUCCUGACUUUUGAACAUGGGCAGACAAACUUCAUCAAUGCUUCGUGCAACUACUGGAAGUUUAGUAGUCCAGGGUAUUGGUCGAGUGACGGUUGCAUUGUUCGAGCUUCAAAUGAUACGAUUACUGUCUGCGAAUGUGACCAUCUCACCAACUUCGCUGUCCUCAUGAGUCAUUUUGUUGAGGCACAUGUCAAGUCCAAUGUCUUACGCCUAGUGUCGAUUGUUGGCCUUUCAUUAUCAACGUUUUGCCUACUUCUGACGAUUAUUAUUCUUGCAAAGCUUUGGAGAUACGUUCGGAGCGACAGGUUUGUUGUGUUGCUGAAUCUCAUCCUUGCGCUUAUAAUAUCUUACGCAAUCUUCAUUGGAGGCGUUAAUCGUACGGAAAACAAGUUCAACGUGAUUGUUUUGAUUCUGCUGUUUAAGAAAAUGUUUUCUCUAAAAGCCAUGGUAGACAAGCAAAUUAAAGACAAAAUCAAAAAAACUCUUUGGUCUCUGUGCGUUCUUGUGCCUCUAUUGGGCGUCUCCUGGAUUCUCGGCAUCUUCUACGUCAACGAGUCGGCCUCAUUCAUGCAGUAUGUGUUCGCAGUCUGCAACGGGCUUCAGGGCGUUUAUAUAUUCGUAUUCAACUGCAUUUUAAAUGGACAGGUCAAAAAUGGCUUCAAGACGGAAAGAAUCAGACGCAAAAACAAAUCAAUGGCGAGUUCGUUCUCGCUGAACAUGUCGAAAGACUCGACCAGGGAACGGCGUGAUUGCGACACCCCUGUGAAAUGUGCAUCCGUUCCUGGGCGACCUUCAAACCAAAUGGAGCAUAUUACCAAACGAGAAACAUCUGGCAAUCAAUGAAAUAGGAGCGACAAGCAACGUAUAAAUGUGGAUAAUUCAUAUGACUGAUCUUGAUGAAUACAAUGAUCAUAUGUAGGGAGUGUAAUAUAAAGGUCCCGUGUAGUAUUUUAUUAAGAUUUUCACAUGUAUGUACUUCUCAGACAUUUUGACGAUUUUGAAGGUUUUAUUUGCAUUCUAGAGAAAAGAGAUCUGAUUAGUUUCGACCACAAAACCAAAUAAAAAAUGUACAUAAAUUAUUUUGAAAUAUUUAAAGUUCAUAUUGUAUUGUAUUUAAAUACAAUCAUUAUGUAUAAUAAGAAAUCACGGAUAUUAUUACAAUUUUUAAUCUCUUGUUUUGUGUAUGUUUGUGCCUCAUUGCUUCAAUCAGACAGAUCAUGUAUCGUAUGCUUUGAUGUCGAAAAAAACUUAUAUGUGAGUAUGGUGCGUAAAUAUUUCAUGCGAAUACCGCAUAUGUAACACUUGUUAAGAACCGAGUGAUAAUCGAUGUAAAGCUAUAACAUGCCCACGUUUAAUAUAUUAAAAGUUGAAACACGUGUAAAGUUUAAAUUAUCAGCUGCUUAAUGUUAAUGCCUCCAUGUUUGUGUUGUUUUUAUGCUAGAAUGUGUUUAUAUACCAUAUACCCGCAACUAAUAUCAGCCGUGAUUAAGACAAUAUUUUUUAAUGUUACAUGUUUGUUGCUUUAUGCAGUAUGUAAAUUCGAAUGGUAUGACU